This is a messenger RNA of Trametes versicolor FP-101664 SS1, 2256 nucleotides long. Its product is annotated as Zinc/iron permease. The transcript is spliced from 9 exons. NCBI's taxonomy places the organism in Eukaryota, Fungi, Basidiomycota, Agaricomycetes, Polyporales, Polyporaceae. Gene Ontology annotation, molecular function: zinc ion transmembrane transporter activity. The record is from RefSeq and is a predicted model, not a curated record. Bases 106 to 1863 code for a protein of 585 amino acids. Gene Ontology annotation, biological process: zinc ion transmembrane transport. Gene Ontology annotation, cellular component: plasma membrane.
CUUGGCCACCACGCGCAAGUUUCCCUAUCCUGGUUCUGCUGUCAACCUUAUAUACCUUCGUCACGCUCUACAGUUUGUUUCCUACCUUUCUCCCUUACCACGAGGAUGUCGACGUCGGCGCUCGGCCAGAAGAUGCUCGGGAAACUGCCUCUUGGAAAGGGCGCGGCCGAAGAUGAAGACCUUGCGACUCGCGUCCUUAUCAUGCUCGUAAUCUUCGCUGUGUCUCUUGUCGCCGUCUCGUUCCCCACGAUUACAGAGACCUAUCGCUCCAUACGCGUGCCGAGCCUGUUCUUCUUCGUGGGGAAGCAUUUCGGCACGGGAGUCAUCCUAUCCACCGCCUUCGUCCACCUAUUACAAGAUGCGUUCAAGGCGCUUCAAAACCCGGAGGUGAACGAACGGUGGAAGGUGGAAGACUGGGCAGGAUUGAUUGUGCUUGGGUCACUUCUAUCCAUAUUCCUUGUAGAAUACAUCUCCACCGCAUUCGUGGACCGCCUGCAAUCAUAUUCCUCCGCGCCCUCCAGCCCUACCGUUUCGCCCAAUGCCUCUUCACCUCCAUCCAUCCAGAUGGACUACGACGACGACGUGCCUGUCGCGUCAAGACCCUCGAUCCUGGUGCAGAGUCCGAAAGGGACGGAGUCGUGGGUCUCUGGACAGCCCAUGCCUCAUAGUCACAAACACGACGUGCGCCAUAGCAUACACCAGGUCGGCGAGUUUGACGAAACAGGACAUCCAUCAGCUACUCCGCUACCUCUCGCCCCUCCAGAGCUGGCAGACGAGGCCGCGGAGAACGACGAUGCUCACCACCACGCCGACGAGAACACGCCUCUCAACCAUUCCGUUCUGCCGCCACCGCUAGUAGGAGGGUCAUACGGCAGCACGGCGCACCCCUCCGGCCAUCACCCAGUGCGCCCGAGCCUGCACAACGCGCAUAUAUCCGACGAAACCUUCUUUUCCGGGGGCCACCACAGACACGAAACACGCGAUUCACAUCACAAGCACCACGUCCCCGUCUCCCGAUGGUCGUGGUUCAGAUUCCCGUGGGCCAGCGGAGAGGAUGCCUCCCCGCUGGACGCGGCUGUGAUAUCGCGACUUCCGUCCAUGCACAGCCUCAACUCCGGGCGUCGCGGUACGAUGCGAAGCCAAGCUGCACGCUCGUACCGCCAGCAACCUAGCCAUGUGCAUAGUAACGAUGGGCACGAGCACGCUGGGAGGCCACACGCGCAUUCCCAUGCGGACAUGGAGCAGUGGAUGAACGGCAUGGAUGACAGGCAUAACGGGGCUGCACAUGCACCCGUUGACGAGGAGUGUGGGAGUGACUUGGACGACGAAGAGGUCAAGAUCGGCCGCAGGCGGCAGGUGAUCGGCAUUCUCGUACUGCAAAUGGGGAUAAUGAUCCACUCCUUGGUGAUAGGACUCACGCUGUCUAUCGCGAAUGGGCCCGAAUUCACGUCACUCGUAAUUGCGAUCGUGUUCCACCAACUGUUCGAGGGUCUGUCGCUCGGUAUCCGAAUCGCCGGCCUUCCGUCCAAACAUUCAGAAGAUGGCUUCAAACACCUAUCGGGACGCACGCUCAAACCGCUUCUCGCCGUCACCUUCGCCAUCACGACCCCCCUCGGGAUCGGCAUCGGGCUCGCCGCGCUCGGCGGCGCCUCCUCCACCGGACCGCGCCUGAUGCUCAUCCAAGGCAUCAUGUCCGGGAUCUCCGCGGGGAUGCUCAUCUACGCGGCGUGCGUGGAGAUGCUCGCGGGCGACUUCGUGAUGGACGCGCACCUGUGGCGGAGCAGCGUGCGCCGGCAGGUGCUUGCGCUCGUUAGUCUGCUCGCGGGCGUCGCUGCUAUGGCUGCGAUUGGAUUUUUGGACUAGGAUGGGAUGGACGAUACCUGCCACUGCCACUCGGAUGUGGGCUCUGUUCUUUUUCUUGGAUGGCGCGGGCUUGGACCCUCGGAUAAGCACGCGGCUGGACGAUGUAUCAUGUGCGGUAAUGUACAGGAUUGUGUAAUUGUAUAGACGACCAUACGAUGACGACUAGAUCGUAAUGCGAGGAUACGUGCACGAUGUACCAGCUCCAGAUGGAUGCAUGCCUGUUCCUCCUGGAGUGGCACGGGGGUCCGUCGCUGUGUGGCCCUUCUGCCACUUCCCGCGCCGCUUCCGUUCUUGUUCGCGCUGGUUAGGGAAUCCUCGAGCGGGCGCAAACAAUGGCACGGUGUGCGAUCUGUUCGACACAGUCGAUAGGUUUAUUUAUGAUAUUGAAGUCUU